GUGAAGUCGCUCAGUCGUGUCCGACUCUUAGCGACCCCAGGGACUGCAGCCCACCAGGCUCCUCCAUCCAUGGGAUUUUCCAGGCAAGAGUACUGGAGUGGGGUGCCAUUGCCUUCUCCAAGGUUUUCAUCUUAAGAAUCUUAAAACUAAAGUAAGUAGAAGGAAGGGAAUACUGGACAGAAGAGUAGAUGUCAGAUGCUGCAGAAAACAUACAAGAAGAUCGAUGAAACCAAAAGGUGAUGCUUUGAGAGAAGUUAACAGGCCUCUAGCCUGACCAAGUUAAGAACUUGUAUUGAGAAUGCAAAUGGUACAUCAGUACAGAUCCUGCAGAAGCAAGCCUGCACCCUUCUCCCUGGCUCACGUCGGUCCCACACUCUGCUUCCUGUACAUGCUCCUGCAAAACCCAUGGGCACUGUUGCUGCACUUUUACAUUUGGCUUUUCUGCCUUGGCUGUACCUAUUUGUGCUCAGAGGUGUGAGGCUUCAGAGAGGGUAGCAAGGAAAUAUGAACUGUGUGAUGCCUGUAUUCCACAGUGUAGAUGAUGUGGACAAAUUCCUCAGAAGCCACAACUGUUGUCUAGAUGGGAAUGAGAAGAAGUGGAAACGUUAAGUGACUUUAUUGAUACUUAAAAAAUUACAUCAGAAACUUUCCCGGAAGAAAACUCUAGGCUCUCAUGGCCUUGCUGGUGAAUUUAUCAAACAUUUAAGAGAGAAAUAGCAAUCUAACACAGCAUACAGAAAAGAGAGGAGGGAACCCUUUGCAACUCAUUGUAUAAGAUCAGUAUGACCUUGAUAGUAAACAGGACAUUACAAAAAAAGGAGAUACAGAUUAAUUUCCCUCAUGAAAUAUAGAAAAUACUUAAAAUAUUAGCAAGCUGAAUGUGAUGUGUUAGAAGGGAAUUGCAUCAUGACCAGGAAACUGGCAGGAUGUCCCCAGGUCCAUGGCUGAGAGGGUUUUCUUGGGGUGGGAAAGAAAAUGGCAUUUUAAAUGUGAGGGGAGGGGCCAGCAGAAUGGAGCUACUCAUUCCCCCCUGCCUGAUUCUCGAAUCUGGUAGGGCACUGCCUCUAGCCUUCCUCAGUGGGCACCGUCUGUGUUUCCACUGUCCCAUCUGCUCUGUCUCAGGAUGAGAGGGAUGGUUGGGAUUUAGUCUCAUUUCUCUGCAAGCCCCACCCAGGGCUCUGUCUUCCUGUGGUGACUUUGUACUAAGUUAUUAGUCUGGGGGGAGUCGAAGCUGUGUUCUGCUGGGGGCUCCUCCCACCCCACCCCAGCCCUCACUGCCAGGGGGAGCCCUAGACGACAGCAGGAGGGGAGAGAGGACUCGAUGUUCCUGUUGGGGCUCAUGUCCUCAGGAGGAGCAGACCUCUCUGCUGCCCGUGGGGCCAGGAAACUGCUGACUUGGUGUGCCUCCCAGGUAGAUAGUUGGGGGGCGGGGCUCUCGGAGGUCACACUGCUUGAGGACUGGAACCUGGGCAGGACUCUGCGUGGGGUUGUCUAGACGGCCCUGUGCCCUGGCUGGGGGUCCUCAGGUCCGAUAGUCAGUGUCCCAGAUGCUCAGUGCUGGCAUUUAGUGUGGGGAUGUGGACGUGCUGCCAGGAACCUGAGCACCAGGAGAGUGCAGUCAGCAGGUGACCUCCAACUGCCAGCCCCUGAGAGCCCACCAGAGUUCCAUGGGCUGUGGGGGCCGUUGAGGGGCACUCCCCGGCCUGUCUCCCUUGUGCCCACGGCCUCCUCUUCCUCAGGCGUGCAUCCUGGGGGUAUGUCAUCCACAUCUGCAGGUCAGACAGCCCCAGCUCUGGGCCAGCCUGCAUGCCUCCAGGACCCUGCAGGUGGCCUGCAGUUGGGGGGUGGCAGGGGAGGGGGUCCUUGAGUCACUCAAUGAAGGCAGAGCUCCCCUCCCCCAGGCCUGCAGAUACUCCUGCAGGCCAGAUUUCUGGCUGUUCCUGGAACAUUCCGGCCUCGGCCUGUGCUGUUCCCUUGCUGGGGACCCCACCCCGUGAGGUGCCCCAUCCCCACCUCCUGUCCCCGCCCCUCUGCUCACCGUGGCCAAGACGCUGCCACUUUAAGGGCGACAUCACAAGGCUGCGGAAGGCCGGUGGAAUUCGGGGCUCUUGGCGUUUCUGGAGCACCCGCGGGCUCUGAUUUUCCAUCUCCAUGGGGCCACGGGCCCACACGUGACAGAGAACUGGCCAUGGCUGAGGGCAGCGAGCUGAUGAACAGGCUCAUGAGCGAGAACGCCGACCUCAAGAAGCAGGUGCGUCUUAUGAAGGAGAACCAGAUGCUGAAGCGGCUGCUGAGCGAGAGCUGCCAGGAGAGCUGUGGGCACGGGGGUCGUGACUUCCUCUUCCCCAAGGCGCCCGCCUACCCCGAGGCCUGCUCCCCAGGGAGCACAGUUCCAGACUUUGGAAGGUUCACCAGCGGCCCUGAUGCACCCUCCCAGCUGCAGGGGUCCUCCCUGGAAGACCUGCUGUGCUCACAUGCCCCCCUCUCCAGCGAGGACGACGCCUCCCCAGGCUGUGUGACGUCCUCCCAGGUGCCCUUCAAGGCUUUCCUCAGCUCCCCGGAGCUGCGUAUCCCCCGAGGCUCCGAUCGAAAGCUGUCUCCACUCCUGAGCCCCUUGCAGGACCCGCUGGUGGAGAAGACCCUGCUGGAGACCCGGGACGUGGGCCGGCCCAAAAAGGUGUGCUUCUCAGAGAGCAGCCUGCCCUCCGGGGACCGAACCAGGAGGAGCUACUACCUGAACGAGAUCCAGAGCUUCACUGGCACGGAGAAGGACGGUCGCAUUGUCGGGGAGAUUGCCUUCCAGCUGGACCGGCGCAUCCUGGCCUAUGUCUUCCCAGGGGUGACCCGGCUCUACGGCUUCACUGUGUCCAACAUCCCUGAGAAGAUCAAACAGACGUCCAUCAAGUCCCUGGAUGGCUCGGUGGACGAGAAGAAGCUGCGGGAGCUAACGCACCGCUACCUGACGCUGACGGCGCGCCUGGAGAGGCUGGGCUACAACCGCGACGUGCACCCUGUGUUCAGCGAGUUCCUCAUCAACACCUACGGCAUUCUGAAGCAGCGGCCGGACCUGCGUGCCAACCCGCUGCACAGCAGCCCGGCCGCCCUGCGGAAGCUGGUCAUCGACGUUGUGCCCCCCAAGUUUCUGGGCGACUCGCUGCUGCUGCUCAACUGCUUGUGCGAGCUCUCCAAGGAGGACAGCCGCCCGCUCUUCGCCUGGUGAACCCACGCCCCACGCCUCCCUGCAAUAAAAGCGUGUUGCAACUGCGGGCGCCACGCUGCUCCUCGUCCG
Molecule: messenger RNA, 3289 nt
Organism: Bubalus bubalis (water buffalo)
Lineage: Eukaryota; Metazoa; Chordata; Mammalia; Artiodactyla; Bovidae
Gene: SPATC1L
Product: spermatogenesis and centriole associated 1 like
Exons: 4
Coding region: 2189-3220 (343 amino acids)
Source: RefSeq, a predicted model, not a curated record